AUGUUGAGACUCAUUGUUAACCCUAGUAGGGCAUUGGCAACUCAGGUUAUCUGUAAGCCUUUAAGUAGCGCGUCUAUUCGCCACCAAGUUGUAAACUACUCAACCGCCAAAACCACUCGAUCCUCCAAAGAUAAGGAAGCUGCUUAUUUGAAGAAGAAGCUUCAAACAGCCAAGGAUAAAAAGAAAUCGAUUGAACAAGACCUCAAGGACAAAACCAGAGAAAUCAGAGAGUUGAGUAAAGAACGUAAAAAGAAGGCAGCAACCCAAGAAAAGACUAAAUUGAAAGAACAAAAGGAAGCUGAGAAACAUAAGGCUUUCUUGAAAGAUACAUUGAGAGAACCACGUUCAUUAAAUGUUCACAACUAUUUUGCCAAAGCAACCAAGACUCCAGUGUAUGAAUUGAAGGAGAAAUUUGCAGAGUUGUCCGAAUCCGAAGUUGCUAAAUAUAAAGAGGCUACUAACAAGUACAAUCAUGCAUUGAAAUCAAUAUUGACACCUAAACCGGUCUUGGGCCCUACUUCAGCCUAUCAAAAUUUCGUUAGUCAAAAUUAUCCUCCAGAUGUAUCUGGACGUGAAGCAAUGACAAGAUUGGCAGCAAAAUGGAAAGCAUUGUCCGAUGAAGAGAAAAAGUCAUUUGAUGUGCCUGAUCAUGAAGUCGAAAGGAUUAAAUCUCUUCAAAAGCAAUGGGAAAAGACUAGAGAAGAAGAAUAUCCGAAAUUGGUGAAGUUUAAACAAGAGUACAAAUUCACAAUCUAA
Molecule: messenger RNA, 756 nt
Organism: Lodderomyces parapsilosis
Lineage: Eukaryota; Fungi; Ascomycota; Pichiomycetes; Serinales; Debaryomycetaceae
Gene: GCF1
Product: Gcf1p
Exons: 1
Coding region: 1-756 (251 amino acids)
Source: RefSeq, a predicted model, not a curated record